Messenger RNA from Teleopsis dalmanni, 438 nucleotides. RefSeq names its product ATP synthase subunit d, mitochondrial-like. The annotation marks the transcript as partial. The transcript has a single exon. NCBI's taxonomy places the organism in Eukaryota, Metazoa, Arthropoda, Insecta, Diptera, Diopsidae. Gene Ontology annotation, molecular function: proton transmembrane transporter activity. Gene Ontology annotation, biological process: proton motive force-driven ATP synthesis. The record is from RefSeq and is a predicted model, not a curated record.
UUGGUGGACAACUUCCAAAAACAAUAUGAAGCUAUUCAAAUUCCUUAUCCUAAGGAUAAUCUUGGUGGUCAAAUAGAAUCACAGAUUAAAGAAACUAAAACUGAAAUAGAAGCUUUCAAGAAAGGCUCUGAAACACGUAUUGUUGAUUAUCAAAAAAAGAUUAGUCACCUCAGCUCACUACUGCCAUAUGGCCAAAUGACUAUGGAAGAUUAUCGUGAUGCAUUCCCCGAAUCAGCCUUAGAUCCCAUUAAUCGUCCUACUUUCUGGCCACACAACCCAGAAGAACAAUUGGAUUAUCAAUCUAAGGAACAAGAAGGUGCAGGUCAUUAAAUUCGAUGCAGUGUGACUUUAGAAAACAUGCAUAACGAUGCAAUAUAAAAUCUGAUUACAAAUGUGUUUACAACUUAAUUGAAAUUAUUAAAAACUAUUUCAAAUUGA